Ipomoea triloba (trilobed morning glory) is the source of this 2961-nucleotide messenger RNA. RefSeq lists its product as uncharacterized. Lineage: Eukaryota; Viridiplantae; Streptophyta; Magnoliopsida; Solanales; Convolvulaceae. The record is from RefSeq and is a predicted model, not a curated record. Gene Ontology annotation, molecular function: catalytic activity. The transcript has a single exon. The coding region runs from base 1 to 2961 and encodes 986 amino acids.
AUGACUACAUUAAGUUGGAACUGUCGGGGGUUGGGGAACUCUCGAACAGUUCGUGAACUCCUAGGAGUUGUUUCUAGGAGGAAACCUGUUUUUAUUUUUUUGAUGGAGACGAAGGUUAACCGGUUUAGCGGGGAGAGAAUAAAAGUGAAGUUGGGGUAUGAGGGGUGUUUUCAGGUGGAGCCUGUGGGAUUGAGUGGUGGCUUAAUGUUGUUAUGGCGAGAGAAGAACUGUGCACGCUUGCUCAGCUAUUCAAGAAAUCAUAUAGAUAUUGAGGUGGUACUGCCGAAUGAGGCACCAUGGCGACUAACGUGUUUCUAUGGUUUUCCAGAAAGGAGCCGAAGAGCGGAGUCUUGGAGGCUGCUUGAUGGAUUACGGGUGCGGUCUGCGCUGCCCUGGGCAGUCAUUGGCGACUUUAAUGAUCUAACUUGUCAGGCGGAGAAGAGAGGAGGGCGAAGAUAUCCAGAGGCACUAUUAGCAGGGUUUAAUGGUGUGUUAGAGGUGUGUGGCCUUUGGGAUAUUGGUAUGGUGGGAAGAAGAUAUACGUGGGAGAGAGGGAGGGGUACGGUCGACUGGGUAGAGGAGCGGCUAGACCGAGCUGUAGUGACUGGGAGUUGGCGUGAUUUAUACCCUGCAGCAACGUUGUACAAUGACAAUGUUGUGACAUCAGACCAUUCCGCUUUAUUUUUGGAGUUGAAGGAGGUUGCAAGCCCUAAUACACGCCAUGUUCGAUUUGAGAAUGCUUGGAUUCUAGAUGCUGAUUGUAGGCGUGUGGUUGAGGAGGCUUGGGGUGAGACGGUGGGGAUUACUUUUCCAGAACGACUGCGGCGGUGUGGGAUGAGGCUAAGGGACUGGGGUGGGGCUUAUAACCACACGCUAGGGAAGAGAAUUCGUGAGUGUAGGCGGCGGCUCGAGUGGCUGCGAGAUAAGAGGGAUCCACCGUCGUUACAGGGGUUUAGGGAGACGUUGGGUAGGUUGGAGAAUCUGUUAGAUCAGGAGGAGGUGUACUGGAAACAGAGGGCGAAGCAGCACUGGAUGUGUAGGGGGGAUAGGAACACGAAAUUUUUCCAUAACUACGCUUCUACCCGAAGGAGGAAAAACUAUGUGAGAAAGUUAAGAAAUGACGAUGGAGUGUGGGUAGAGGGGAGGGGGUUGGAGGAAGAGGUGGUGAGAUAUUAUACAAAUAUUUUUACAGCGAAUGGUAAUACGGGGGAGGAGCUGACACGUAGGAUUCAGCGGCGUGUAACGGAGGAGCAGAAUGCAGCAUUACGGGAACAAUUCAGUGCUGAUGAGAUAAGGGAUGCGGUUUUCUCAAUGGCACCAGAUAAGUCCCCGGGGCCUGAUGGGAUGGGUCCAGGCUUUUAUCAGAAUUUUUGGGGAGAUGUCGGGGGGGAUGUGGUCAACUUUGUGCUAACCUGCUUGAAUAAUAAUGCUUUACCCGAGGGGAUCAAUGAUGCAACAAUAGUGCUUAUACCAAAGAAGAUUAUUCCGGAGAAGGUGGCAGACUUAAGGCCUAUUGCGCUAUGUAACGUGAUCUAUAAAAUCAUGGCAAAGGUCUUGGCCAACAGAAUGAAAAGUGUACUCUCAAAGAUUGUUUCUGUAGAGCAGAGUGCCUUUGUGCCCGGGAGGUUAAUCACGGACAAUAUUCUAAUUGCUGCUGAGUCCGGGAGGUUAAUCACGGACAAUAUUCUAAUUGCUGCUGAGUUGGGACACUUCCUAAACUCUAAGAGAGAAGGUCUUACGGGUUGGGCGGGUCUGAAGCUAGACAUGGCGAAAGCUUACGACCGUGUAGAGUGGUCAUUUUUGAGGCGCUUGUUGGUUAGUCUAGGCUUUGAUGACGCCUUUGUGGAUAAGCUGUUGGUUAGUCUAGGCUUUGAUGACGCCUUUGUGGAUAAGCUGAUGAUGUGUGUCACGACGGUCAGAUAUAGGGCAAUGGUAAAUGGUCGAUUAGUUGGGCCAAUUAUCCCCACACGUGGCUUACGUCAGGGUGAUCCCCUAUCGCCAUAUUUGUUUGUUCUUUGUGCGGAGGGGUUGUCAUUUCUGUUGAAGGAGGCUGAGAGCAGCGGACGAAUUCAUGGUUGCAGGAUUGCCCGAGGAGCCCCAUCUAUAACUCAUUUGUUUUUUGCAGAUGAUAGUUUGCUCUUUUUUAAGGCGAAUAGAAGGGAGGCUGAGGUAAUUAAAGGUUGUUUGGAGGAGUAUGAGCACGCUUCAGGUCAGAUGGUUAAUUUCCAGAAAUCUAAUGUAACCUAUAGCAGGAAUACGCCUGAAGGAGUGAGGGAGGAGACGCUGGGCAUACUAGGGGUGAGAGAGACUGCUGAUUUUGGGAAAUACCUUGGAUUGCCAUCGUAUAUUGGUCGCAAUCGGUCUGAGGUUUUUUCAUUUGUGCAGGCUAAGGUUGCUGCUCGUGUAGGUGGGUGGCAUAAGAGUCUCUUGUCAAAGGCCGGGAAAGAGAUAUUGAUUAAGACUGUGGCACAGGCAUUGCCCACCUACACUAUGGGGGUUUACUUGCUGCCUCAGAAUUUAUGCAGACAGUUGGAAGGUUCAUUUGCUCGGUUCUGGUGGCGACACGGGAGGGGAGGCACUGGCCUGCAUUGGUUACGGUGGGAGAAACUGUGUGCUCACAAGGCGGCAAGUGGGUUGGGAUUUAAGUGUUUGCGUGAUUUCAACCUUGCAAUGCUCGGUAAGCAAGGGUGGCGGGUUCUGACAAAUCCAAACUCUUUAGUGGCCACUUUGCUAAAAGCGAAGUAUUUCAGGCAUGGGUCUUUCUUAGAUGCGUGUCUGGGUCGCAACCCAAGUUAUGCGUGGAGGAGUAUUAUGGCGGCGAAGCAUGUGAUCAUGAGGGGCCUUGGUAGGAGGGUUGGAAAUGGUUUCCAAACUAGUGUAUGGUGGCAACCGUGGCUUUUCGACCGUGACAAUCCAUUUGUUGAAGCUAUACCAUCAAAUAGNGCUUGUUGGUUAGUCUAG